GGUCAAUUGGGCUCUGGACUCGAGCUUCAAGUUCCUCUCAAAAUGUGGACGAGGUUUCUUGAUCCGUCGAGACUCGAGUGGCCUACGCCAGUAAUACCCCGUCAAUUGGUUGUCCUUUCGGUGUUUCAUGGAGUGUACUUGAUGUUUCCUCACAGUGGUCCCCACAAAUAAUCUCGGCUUCUCCGUUUGCGCCCGCCUGUUUACAUGCGACAAUCCUCUCCAACCCAUUGACAACCAGCUCAUCCGUCCAAUUCUCGUUUUCGAAGAUAACGCCAGGAAAAAUCAAUACAGCAGCAGGGGAUACAAUCAGGAAGUGCAGCUGCUGAACCAGCGGCACUACGUUUCACCAUCUUACGACAAGCUUCGGCCUGCGAAAUCCGCCUCAGGAUGGAGUCCCUUUUAUCGCUCGCCUUCGAUAACCUCUCAUCGUUUGACGGGGCGAAGAUCAAGAAGGGCUUGAAACAAGUCGAAGGAUUGCUCGCGCAAAUCUGCCUUUCGGGCCCAAGCAGCCCAAGGAAACAGACCGCCGCCGACCCAGGGCGAGACAGAGAUAGUAACCAGUCCUCGCGCAAAGUCUUGGCCGACCUCUCAGGCGACCCGGCCUUCCGCGAGUUUUUCAAGCUCCAAGAAGGCUUUGAGUGGAAUAUCGCCCAGCGCCUGCUCACCACCCUCGACUGGCUCGUCGUCCGUGGCGGCGACGGCCAAUACGACCUCCUCAUCGUCAACGCUCUCGAUCUGAUCCAGGGUGUCCUCCUGCUGCACCCACCAAGUAAGGUGCUCUUCUCCCGGAGCGUGCAUAUGAACCUCCUCCUCGACCUCCUCGAACCAAUCAAUUGCCCGGCCAUUCAGUCCGCCACAAUCAUCACGCUCGUCGUCGCCCUCCUCGACAUGCCGCAAAACACGCGCGUCUUUGAGCAGCUCGACGGCCUGCUCACCGUCACGUCGCUCUUCAAGAGCCGCGAGACGGGCCGCGAUGUCAAGUUCCGCCUGACCGAGUUCCUGUACUUCUACCUCACCCCCGAAACCCCCUCCAUCCCGAGGGCCGCGGCCCGCAUGAGCGCCGUCGCCGGACCCGGCCUGCUGCAGAGGAGCCCUAGUAAGCUCGUAAAGGUUUUUGGUGGUGGUGGUGGGAAUGGCGAGAGGCCCGGUAGUGAGAGCGGCGCGACGCUGUCAGUCGAGGCGAAGAAGCAAUUCGUCGAUCGGUACCUGCCGGGCGUGGUGGAUGAGUUGUUGAAGGACUUGGAUACGUACAAGCCGUUUGGGGGCGUUCUAAGUUAACCGGCUGGGCUACGGUUGGAGUUGGGACCAGCGUUGGCUGUUGCGGGCUUUCCUCCCGUUCUGUUUCUUUGCCGGUGGCGUUGUUUGCUCAUCCACCGUUUCCAUUUCCUUCUGGGGGGGGGGGCGUUUAAUUCUUGCGGCCUGUUUCUCAUGCCGUCUUGUUCACCGUCGUUUCUGGAUCCUACCAUCGGUGGCGAUCCUGGUCUGUAUACUGUACGACUAUCGUCGCAUUACUCGGGCGUUUCCUUGCUGGUAUGUUUGGGCAAGCGGCAAACCUCCCAGGCGGAUUUGAAUGGGAGCAUUGGCAUGUUCAUAUUGCGUAUAGAAGGCGCGGCGUUUCCUCAGGGCUGUUUUAGAUCUUAGUCCAUCAUCGCUGGACAGUUGGGGUGUAGGAAUUGAGUAAAUUGAGC
Messenger RNA from Parathielavia appendiculata, 1688 nucleotides. RefSeq names its product cell division control 14, SIN component. The transcript is spliced from 2 exons. NCBI's taxonomy places the organism in Eukaryota, Fungi, Ascomycota, Sordariomycetes, Sordariales, Chaetomiaceae. The record is from RefSeq and is a predicted model, not a curated record. Bases 388 to 1278 code for a protein of 296 amino acids.